CUCGCCGCCGUGCUGUUAUUGCCGAUGGAAACCUCGGAACGACACGGCGCCUCCGGCUGCUACACCCCUCCCGCGGCAGACAGGCUCUGGAGGCAGCGCUCCUCUCCGGCAGCUGUUGUGUCCGCCUUCUUGCCGUGCGGCGGCCACGGUGGCCAGGCGCGUAGAAAGAUCGGGAGCGCGCGCCUGGGUGGGAAGGUUGGGCACGGCAACGGCGAGGAGGCGGAGUUGGGCCCUGCUGCCUUGCCAGGCGGCGGCAUGGGGUUCGCGCGAGCGCUGUGGAUGCGGAUCGUCACCAAGGUGAUGAGCCGGAGGGGUUCCUCCGUGAAGGAGCGGUACGCGCAGGAGGAUUACGAGCAAAACUUCGACGAGGGCGACGCGGCUGGGGAGCCCGAGAACCUCCCGCGGUCCUUCUCCGCGCGGUACGCCCGCCGGCGCCCUGCUGGGAUGGCGUUCUCGGAUGUAGCUCACCGCCGGCAUUUGAGGAGUUUGUGGACGUGAGAAGCGAUCACGUCAUCGACUCAUGGGUAUAGCUCAGACUGGUCUCUAUCUUUUUUGAAAAAAAAAGAAUACCAUCAUACGUACACGUACUAGUAUUAUCUACCAUGUUCUGACCUCAGGGCAUGGCCAACGGUUAGCCCGAGACGUGCUGCCUCGCAGGCCAGCUAGGCUCGGAUACCAAUGUGGAUCAAAAUCUAAUGCCUUAAAUGUGUUAUAGUGUUGCCUCAGAAAAGUUGACUACUUUGGUGAAAAAAUGGGGAGAGCGAGGAAAAAAAAGAGAAAGAGUGUCCGGACACAGUUGAAGCAUGCAGUCAGGCCAUGGUCGACAACAGCAUUACCACCUCGAGCUCGGCCACUACAUGGCCUUGUACACUCGCCAUGGAUUCGAUCUAGUCAGAGCCGAGGUACAUCAUGCCUGGAUUUCGGAGAAAAACUUGUCGGCGGCGCUUGAUCCAGGAGAAGGAGCAAAGUUGUCGCCUGCCUGCACCGGCCGGGCCGGUCCAGGGAAAUGAGCAAAGUUGUUGCUUGCCUGCACCGCCCUGGCCGGCUGGGGCCAUGCCAAGGCGCACCAUCACAUGACCGUUCAUUCCGGCAGGAACAACGGAGUUG
Messenger RNA from Aegilops tauschii subsp. strangulata, 1107 nucleotides. The record is from RefSeq and is a predicted model, not a curated record. NCBI's taxonomy places the organism in Eukaryota, Viridiplantae, Streptophyta, Magnoliopsida, Poales, Poaceae.